AACUGUUUCUGAAUUAUUUUUUUAAUCUAUAAGUACCAUGCCUGCUACGUGCUGCGCAGUGCAAUGCUCGCACAAUGCCAAGAAUUGCAAAUUAAAAAGAUUUCCUGUAAAUGAGGUGAGAGCGAAAGUGUGGGAACAAAUGCUUCGGAGGAAAAAUUUCACGCGGAAAAGUUUCCAUCGCAUUUGUGCCUGCCACUUCCCUAAAAGCCAGUAUGAUGAUAUCAAUGAAAGUCGGUUGCGGCCAGAUGCUGUUCCUCUUGUGUUCCCCACUCACACGAUAAAUCAAUGUGAAUCUUUGGAUGAGCCAACCUUGGAUAAGUAUCUAGUCAAAGAGACAAGGGAAGUGCAGCAUGAGGAAAUCGGUGAAGCAGAGCUAUGUUCUAUAUUGACGGCAAUCAAUGAAGAAGUACAAGUGAGUGGUGGCGAACAACAAGCGCUAGUUCUUGAUAUUAAUUCCAUCGAAGAAUGUUUUGAAGCCGAAGCAGGUAUGGUUUUGGAUGAUGUAAAUGAAGAGGUGAUUUUUAAUUAUGGUACUGAAGAUACGAUUUUUGAUGAUGAAACUGAAGAGAUGAUUGUUGAUAAUGGUGCUGAAGAGAUAAUUGUUGAUGAUGGUGCUGAAGAGAUAAUUGUUGAUAAUGGAACUGAACAGAUAAUUGUUGAUAAUGCUACUGAAGAAACCUCCAGUCCUGACGGGGCAAUUCGUGUUUCUGUUGGUCCUGAACACAUGAAUGUCUGUGCAUCGGCGGAUCAUUUAAAUGGGCUUACCGUAGACCAACUGAGUGAAAGAAUUGAGCAACUUGAGAGGGAAAAAAGUACGGUCACCAGAGAAAAUUACCGGCUGAAGACAGAAAUAACUAGAUUAAAGGCGACAACCAGCAACUUUAAUCAGGAUGAAAUUCAACGGUUAGCAGGGAAAAAGGUCUCAAAGUGGUCAAAGGAGACGGUGAAAAAAUGCUUGCAGGUCCGUUUUGCAUGUGGUAAGACUGGCUACGAAUUUUUAAGGAGCCAAGGUUAUCCAUUAAUGGCCUACUCAACUCUGUGUGAGCGGGUUCAAAAGCUCCCUUUAAAAUGUGGAAUCUCAAGCAAAAUAAUUUUUUUGCUAAAGCAAAAAGCAGCUACAAUGAAGAAAUCUGAAAGGCAAUGCUUUCUUUCCAUAGAUGAAAUGGAAAUAACAGAGAGGAUAGAUUACGACCAAGGGCAGAAGGAAAAUAUAGGCUACGCAACCCUUGGAGACAAAAGUAAAGUUGCCUGCAAAUUGUUGCUUCUUGUAGCGCGUGGGAUCACAACGAAGUGGAAGCAAGUUAUUGGCUGGCAUCUUACAACUGCAGCUGCUCCGCCCCCCUCUGAGGUUUGGAAUUUUGUCUUGGAAGGAAUUAAAUCCAUCGAGGGAGCAGACUACUAUGCGCAUGGUCAAGUUAAUGAUAUGGGCUCUUCAAAUCGUGCUGUUUGGAAAGAGGCGGGAAUAAUAACUGCAGGCAGGAGGAAGGAGAAGAAAAUCGGGAAAAAAAAGAAAAGAGACAAAGCUAACCAGGAGACAAGCAGCAAAGGAUCUGAACAACAACAGCAGUCAAAUAACCAAGAAAACCAAACCAGAAAACCGGAAAACCAAAAAAAUGGAAAGUAUGUCUCAGAGAAAUUUUCUAUCCCGCACCCAACAAGGCCUAAUGAUGAGUUCUAUUUUUUUGCGGAUGCUGCACACUUGUUGAAGAAUUUAAAAACAGGCUUCUUGAAACAUGAUUUUAACCUACCUCCUGAGUUACUGAGGAAAUUCAAUUUACCAAAUGCCCCUGUCUCCCACAAGUGGCUUUAUGAAUUUAUUGAUGUCCGGAGUGAGGAAGAGUCAGUGUUUCAAUUAGCCCCUUACCUGACAACCGACUUAUUAUCGCCUUCACAUUAUGAAAAAAUGAGGGUAGGCUUAGCCACCUCAAUUUUCUCGCUUGAAGUAGCUGCUGCCCUAGAAACCGCUGUCAUCCGCAACCUCAUCUCUGAAGAGGCAAGGACAACCAUCUGGUUCAUUAAAAAAAUCAGUGAAUGGUAUGGCAUCAUGUCAUCAAGGAGGUUCCAAGAUUCCAUCAACAGGAAGAACUUUCCCCAUAAGAAGCGAAUAAUCAGCCAUGUCAGUGACAUUUUUCGAGGCCUGAGAACUUCCGAUAAUAAAUGGAAACCGUUUCAAGCUGGCAUAAUUUUAACCAACUUCAGUUUCCUCUCUUUAAGCGAGAAAUUACUCUUUACAAGACAAAUAGAUUGCUUCUUAGGCUCAAGGACCUUGCAAGAUGGAGUUGAGAAUAUUUUCUCUGUUAUUCGGUGUAAAGGUUCUAUAUGUCCAUCUGCCUUACAAGCUCUCAGGGCAGUUAGACUUUUGUGCUUUUCGCAAUUCACAAAAGAUGUUAAAAAGUCAAAUUAUGCAAAUGAUGGAGACAAACACCAUCUGGACAUUUUAAAGUCACCUAUUAAACGAAAUAAACAGGCCCUGAAGAGACGAUCAUUAUUAGAUGAUGAUUUGAAAGCUAAGCGAGCUAAAGUUCCGGGAGAAGUAAAAUCUGGAGAUGAAGAAAAGAAGAGCAAGAAACAACUGCAGUUUCAAGGAACAGUGAAUAUUGCCAGUGACAGUAACAAGGAAACCACAAAUGAAGAAGAAGUAAUUUACAAGGAGCUGUCAAAAGAGUUGAAUUUUCCUGUUCACCCACCAUCAGAAACUUUGGAGCCCUUGGAGGAACAGGCUCUAUCUGAUGCUGUUGGACA
Molecule: messenger RNA, 2742 nt
Organism: Bemisia tabaci
Lineage: Eukaryota; Metazoa; Arthropoda; Insecta; Hemiptera; Aleyrodidae
Molecular function (GO): sequence-specific DNA binding
Source: RefSeq, a predicted model, not a curated record